CACCUCCAGAAAUGACAUUGUUGACAUCGCUCCUUGGGGGCUUCAUCAUUUGAUUUCUUCUCUUUCUAGCGUAAUCCAUCGCGCAAUCCGUCAAGAUGGCUCGCGACAUCCGCGCAAAGGCGCUGCAGAAGAUUGCCUCGCUGUCUUCCACCACCUCGACGACGUCGUUUGAUCGAUCCGACCUCGACAGACUAUGCAGGGCUUGUCAUGUUGGGACGAAGGGCAAGGAGUUUACUAAUGGUUAUAAUGCCAAAUCUAUGAGCUCUCUGGGACGAGUGCCAAUGUCCAUUCGAGAAUUCGAGGUCCUCCUCGCGUUGUGUAAGACCGCCCCGAAAAUCAAAUCCAGCCAAAGCGCGCAGAGGCUCUCCUAUCAACUCUUCCCGUACAUACUUGAAGCAUAUGUCCAAGUUUUCGAUCCGUCGCCCUUCUUCCGCAAGAUCGACCCGUCCCCGACCGAAGCCCUAGCCUUCCAUGUGACCGCCGCGUUGCUGGCACUCGGCAUCAACUACGACGAACUCCAAGAGAACGUGGCCGAUAAACUAUGGUCGUUUGUGAACUCAUGCAAGCGAGCUACCGAGAGCAUCCUCUCCCCGCAAGCUGGAGAUCCCGACAACCCACACCUGGAGGAUGCGAUUCGAACCGCCACCAUCACCGUGGCAUUGGUGGGAUUCUUGGAUGCUGCAGCCGCGCAGGCUGAUUUCUGGAGAGCUGGUGGUCGAUUGGCUCUGAUCCAGAAGAUUAAGUCGCUUCUCUCAGAACCAUUUAUGAUUGCCGUGGAAACCGCCCUCUCGACCAUUCGAAACUCCCAUAGCCAAGAUCGCGAAGUCAAGGAGUGGAAGAGAUAUCUGCGCCACUAUGCCUCUUCCGGGCGCCCUCUGGGGGCGAUGCUUUUGCACCGGAGCUUCAUGUGGCUGGUUGUUGCUAGCACUUCGUUGAUGGUGGAGACUGGCGGCAAAUUGCGAGAGUCUCACAUUUUGGAUAUUCUCAUGGCUAGGGGAAGCGAUUUGCGUGGAAAAUUCCUCCAGGGCCAUGAAGCCGACUUUCAAACUGUCGAAGCCUACACUGCCUUCACGAUUGGCGAGAUCAACUACAUUGAUGCUGGAGUUGACUUCAUCCGGAUGGGCUCCCCCGAUCAGCAGAGUCUGGCCUAUUCCGUGAAGGCCGCGGCCUUGAUUUCCUAUUUGAACUGUUCGCUGUUGAACGAGGACGCGGCCGACGCGGAUAUCCUUAUGAAUUGGCUGCAGGAAACUCUGGACGAUUCUGUCCAAAUGGCAGAUGAGACGCUGGCUUCCGUUACUUUGCGUUGCCUGGCCCUUAUAUGUCAGGCCUCUCCAAGUUUCUCUUCGGCCGUGAGCCGAAUUGUUCCGCGAUUCAUUGUUCAAGGUGCGCCUCAGGGCGAGACAGUCAAGGUUGCGUCCAACAGUUUGGCGUAUGUCCUGAAAAUGCUCUCGCAAGAUGCUGUGAUCAGCACCUUGUAUACCUUGGGCAAUGUUCUCAGUCCCGGAACCGAGCAGGCCUUUGCCAAUGGUCAGACUAAUGGUGCCGUUGGCGAAAAUGGACUUGCUUCGAUCUAUGCCAACCGUCAGUCUAUGGGAAGCUCCAUUUCUCUUCAGAUGUACGGCGAAGAAGAGACUGCGCUCGUCUCAGGAAACGUUGUGCAGGUUAUUUGUGGCGUUGCCGCAGCCUGCAACGACGAGAAAAUCACGGCUCUCGCUCAGUCGAUGCUGCAACAAAAACUUGAGAAGGUCAACACAGGCGUCGAUGCUCGCAUCAUCAGCGGUGCCGCAGCCCUGGCCCUCGAGGGUGGACAGCUGGAGUUCCGCUCGUUGCUCAAGAUGUUCACCAGGCUUUGCCAUACUGGAGUCGUUGAGAACCAAAUGUUUCUGCUGGAAGCCGUGCGCAAUGCACGUACUCAUAUCUCUUCAAACCUUCGGCGUGACUCGCCGCUUUUCGAAAUUUUCUUACAGCACUUGCUCGACAGUAUUGUUGGGCUAGGUGACGCCCAUUCGUCCAACCACACAAAGGAAUCAGAUGUCCAGAUGGCUGCGAAGGAGAUUGCAGAACUCCUGCACCCUCUUGCUGUAUUCAUGUCGAGCAACGAUUUUGCGGCUGAGCCAAUUGCCGAUGAUGAGACCUAUGCCCUUCUCCGAGAUGCUUGGUUCAACAUUGUCGUCCACGGCUUUACUACCAACACCGAUCGUGGUAGGCAGUAUCUCAACGAACUCCGGAUGAUCUCGAUCCACUCUCCCCCCUUGGUGGCAGAGCAGCGAGGCGAACAGGUUGAAAGUGACAUUGAACUCAACACUGUCUUGCGACGCGGAUUCAGCAACGAUCGAGAGUCAUCACAGAGAAAGCUUCUUAGUGACCUUAUUCCAUCGAAGGCUGCCGAGAUUAAGGGCCUGAGCUACCGGAAAGUCGUCUUCCUCCAAGCUGCGUAUCUCAUGGAGAGCCUUCGAGCGGACUCUGGUGACUGCACCAAAGUUUUAUCAUACUUUUUGGAACCCAGCAUGCAAAAGGGUGAGGUUAGCAGCACGAUGGAGGGUAUCGCGUCCGCGGCUGUCGAGAAGUACGUCAAAAAGACUCAGGGAAUGGUGGACCCGGGCUUUUCUGCUCAGUACGCCGCCUCCCAACUUGCAGCUAUCUUCUGCAGCUGCUGUCACCGUAUCGAGAGAGUACAGCAAGCCGCAUUUGUCUGUGCGGACCGUAUCCUACGUGACGUGCCGUCAGCGCUCUGUCAUCGGUCAUCCCUUUUCGCUCUGCUGGAGCUCCUUUCCCUCAUGUGGUCGAGUUGCUUGGAAGCCGAAACAGACCAUUAUGACCCUCAAUCCAUCUUCACCUCAGAUCUAGGGGGAGUCACGGUCCAGCUCUCCGAUGACUACGAUUUCCGAAGAUGGACAGUUGACAUCCUUCACCGUAAGGCCAAGGGAUGGGUGAACGCCGCAAUCAACCUGGCCCCUUUGGACAUCAAGGGUCUUCUGCAAACCUACUUGUCCGAAUUCGACGAUGAGGGGGCUUAUGGCCACCUUUCUCUGGGAAGAUCCUUUGCGAUGGAGCUCGGCUCGGUAAUCCCCUCCACAGACAAUCGACUGCAAUCCAUGGACAAGAUUGGCAACUCGAGCGUCAACACUGCAUCUGAUUUUGUGGCGCAGUAUACGACUCGACAGGAGUACCGAUAUGGAGAGACGCUGCCAGACCGCGGUACUGAGUUGAUUAGCUUCAUGAACCACAACCGCCGCAUGUCUUUUGUGCAGUCAUCUGUCAAAGAGAGCGCCAACGCAACCACCGCCUUGGCUCACGUUGAAGCGAGAAUCUUGAGCAAGAAGAAUACAUCCAUCACCGAAGUACGAGAUAUCUUACGAAGGGCUGCCGCUCUUCUUUGCCGUACCGAGAGAGAUGAUUCUGCCGUUGCUCAUUAUCUCGUCAGCAUCCCGUUCGCCCUCUUCACGAAGCAAUCUAUUAAGCUUGGAGUUUCGUUGUGGCUGGGCGUAAUCAACGAGAACCCUAGGCUAGAGUCAAAGCUCCUGAAUGAGAUUGUUCAGCAGUGGGAGUUUACCCUUGCCAGGAAGGUUGGACUGUUCAGUCCAGCCCUUUCGCACGUGGAUCCCUUCUUCCUGAAGGAAGAGUUCGCACCCAGUGAACUGGAAGCCCUGGCGAAGAAGAAGCAGGUCGUUCAUGACAUCCUGUCUCCCCAUACUCGACUGCUCCAGUUUUUUGCCAGUCAUUUCAAUGCUACCCGCCACGGAAGCCCAGACACCCAAAAGGUGUUCUUGCGAAUGUUGGACCUCACACUAGACGCUGUCAAGCAAUCUGCGUCCCACCCCAUGGCAAGAGAGAUUCGAUUCCAGAUUGUCUUGUUUGGCCUGCGAGUUCUGCGAGCUAGCACCACGCUCAAGCCUACUGCCCAGUGGAGACUCAAGGAGAAGCUCCUGUCAGCUGGUCUUAGCUGGUUCAAAUAUUCACCGAGAUGGUCGUUCGGAAGCAACCUCUUGCAAAUCAAGACAGAAAUCCGACUUAUCUCGGACGUCAUCACUGCCUUGCAACAUGUUUCUCUCAUGGGAUCGCAGCCAGCCGGCAACACCAAGUCGCUGCAAUCCAAGGAACAGCUGCUUGAGCUUUUGCUGAAGAAUGAACAGUCACGAUUGGUUGUGUGGGUAAACCCGCUCAAUGUUCCUGCUGUCCAGUUGCCAGCUCAGGCAGCUUCAAAGGCUACCACAGAGGCUGCUCUCCUACCCCUGGUACGAACUGCUUGGUGGCAGGACCCUGCCAUUGCAAUUGAACUUGCAACCAGAUUCCCAUACCCCCGUCUCCAGCGCGAUGUCAGGUUCCUGCUCCUGACGAUGCCGGAGAAGGCUGUUUCUGAGCCAGAGGCCAUUCCCCUGAUCUUUGGCGGAUACCUUCCAGAGGACGUCAACCUGCAGCAGCUCAAGUACUUGUUGUUUUGGCAACCUGUGAAUCCUAUCACGGCAGUCACCAUGUUCUUGCCAGCCUAUCAGGACCAUCCCUUCAUCAUCCAAUAUGCCAUGCGUGCUUUGGAGAGCCACUCAGCCGAUAUCACAUUCUUCUAUGUUCCCCAAAUUGUGCAGAGUCUCCGUUAUGAUGCUCUUGGAUACGUGCAACGGUAUAUCCUCGAGACGGCACAGUUCUCCCAGCUCUUCGCCCACCAGAUUAUCUGGAACAUGAAGGCAAAUUCGUACAAGGACGAUGAUGCGCAGAUACCCGACGAGAUCAAGCCAAGCCUGGAUGUUGUCAUGGCCAAGAUGGUUAACGGCUUCGUGCCUGAAGACCGUGACUUUUACGAGCGAGAGUUUUCCUUUUUUGACGAGGUCACUGAUAUUUCCGGCAAGCUGAAACCAUACAUCAAGCGGUCCAAGCCAGAGAAGAAGCAGAAAAUUGAGGAGGAGCUGCGCAAGAUCAAGGUCGAGGUUGGUGUCUACCUCCCCAGUAACCCUGACGGUGUUGUCAUUGGCAUCGACCGGAAGUCCGGAAAGCCUCUUCAGAGUCACGCCAAGGCCCCUUACAUGGCAACAUUCCGUAUCAAGAAGAACAAGGGUGGUGCUCAGGAAGAUGACGACAUGUUGGAGGGGACCAACGGGACAACUAACGGUACGACCAACGGGCACUCCCAGAACCACCAGGAGGGCACCAGCGUUGAGGUUUGGCAGUCUGCCAUCUUCAAGGUUGGUGAUGACUGUCGACAGGAUGUUCUGGCGUUGCAGAUGAUUGCCGCGUUCCGAGGCAUUUUCCACGACGUUGGACUCGAUGUCUACGUCUUCCCUUACCGAGUCACCGCCACGGCUCCCGGCUGUGGUGUCAUUGACGUGUUGCCCAACUCAAUCUCUCGAGACAUGCUGGGUCGCGAGGCCGUCAACGGACUCUACGACUACUUCAUCUCCAAGUACGGCAACGAGGACUCGCUCCGGUUCCAGCGCGCCCGCAGCAACUUUGUCAAGUCGAUGGCGGCGUACUCGGUCAUCUCCUUCCUCCUGCAGUUCAAGGACCGACAUAACGGCAACAUCAUGAUCGACGACGCGGGCCACAUCCUGCACAUCGACUUUGGCUUCUGCUUCGACAUUGCCCCUGGUGGCAUCAAGUUCGAGCGCGCCCCCUUCAAGCUCACGUCGGAGAUGCUCGCCGUCAUGGGUGGCUCCACUGACCACCAGAGCUUCAAGUGCUUCGAGGAGCUCUGCGUCAAGGCCUUCCUAGCCAGUCGCCAGUACUGCGAAAAGCUCAGCCAGAUCGUCUGGCUCAUGAUGGACAGCGGCCUGCCCUGCUUCAAGCCCGAGAGUGUCAAGCAUUUCCGCGAGCGCUUCGUCCUCGACCGCAGCGAGCGCGAGGCGGCCGACUUCAUGAAGGGUCUCAUCAAGACCAGUUACUCGAGCUACAGCACUGGCAUAUACGACCAGUUCCAGCUUCUGACAAACGGCAUUCCCUAUUAAAAUGGCAAAGAUUGUGCUGCUUUUUGACUGCCUAUUCUGUUCAUUUUGUUUUAAUCAUCCAAGUGUUCCCGCACCCGGGCCCUGUUCUACAUAGCAGAGUAAUUAUUUGUCUUUUCUAUUGGUACACAAGUUUCUUUUUAGUAUUUAUAU
Messenger RNA from Ilyonectria robusta, 6086 nucleotides. RefSeq lists its product as uncharacterized. The transcript has 4 exons. Gene Ontology annotation, cellular component: plasma membrane; cytoplasm. Gene Ontology annotation, molecular function: 1-phosphatidylinositol 4-kinase activity. NCBI's taxonomy places the organism in Eukaryota, Fungi, Ascomycota, Sordariomycetes, Hypocreales, Nectriaceae. The coding region runs from base 96 to 5936 and encodes 1946 amino acids. The record is from RefSeq and is a predicted model, not a curated record. Gene Ontology annotation, biological process: phosphatidylinositol phosphate biosynthetic process; phosphatidylinositol-mediated signaling.